Messenger RNA from Vitrella brassicaformis, 3172 nucleotides. The record is from the annotation of a GenBank genome assembly. Lineage: Eukaryota; Vitrellaceae.
AUGAGAUCCACGCAAGUAGCUAGCAAACAAGGAUUCGCAUCUGCGGAGGCUGCCGCACAUCACCUGAGCAGUGAGCGAGCAAAGUGAUAGUACAGAAACACGAGCAAGUGAUUAUGUCCAUCUCCAUCUCUCCUUCUCUCUUUCUCUUGGUGUGUGCAGAUGGUUGAUCGUGUCCUCCCGAUAAUGGACGGCAGUGAUAGCGCCCCGGCUGACCCCGGAGGUGGUGACGCAUCAAACCACACGGCGGAUGCGACCCGCAUGUGUGUCUGAUGAUGUGCUGCAGGUGGGCGUGGUGGGGGGUCGAGUGGCGAUGGCAGUCUGCGCGAUGUCAUAGACCAAAUCUAUGCGGUGAGCGGAAAAGGGCAAAGGAGAGAAACCGCCAGCUUAUGCCGCAGCUGCUGGUGGUUCUGCUGCUUUGUUCAGGUGAGCUGUCAGAUGGCCGCGAGUAGUGAGGCGGCGAAGCUGAAGAUAUCACAAACCGACAAAAAUGCAGAGGUCAGCACAGACACCCACGGAACCGCAAAGCAGCACCGAUUUGUGUCCGUCUGUCUGUUUGCAGGCCUGUGCAUCGCUGGCUGGCCGAUUGUCCGCUGUGCUCAAGACCCUCACCGACGCCCAGUCAACCCUCGGUCGCGAGCUGACGCAGAUCCCCAGCGAACAAGUAACACAUGUAAGGAUGAAACGACCAAUAGACGACGCAAACAAAGCAGUCACGUUCUUGCGUGUCUGUGCAUUUGUGUGGAUGUCAGCGCAAGGAUGGUGACCGCAAGGGCUUCCGGUGGCUGUACAACGUCAACGACCGUCGGGCGGCGGGCGUGUCUGAGAGUUCGGAUGAGACCGACAAGGCGGCGCAACAGAGCAAAGCGGUAUGCCCGAACACACUCACAUACUCAAUGCAUCCACAGGCGGGCCGGCUCAUGUGCUCAGGUGUCAACUGGCGAUGGGAAGCGCUCGCGCGUCGGCACCAGCCAGGCAGCUGCCGCAGUUGCUGCAAGUAGUGGAGGUACGUACGACACCGCCCGCCCAUCGAUGGCUGCAAACAUCGUGACGGUGAUUGUGUGCUGUUGCUGCUUCCAUUCAGGUGCCUCGGUCAGUGGACGUGGCGCCAGCCCAAAGGUGACACGCACACACACAAGAUAAGACCAUCUCCAGCGCACACCUACUUUUCCCACAUGUAUCUGUGUGUGUCAGGGCUAUGGCCGUCCGUGUCUACCGGGUCUGCCCGAGGGCGUCAUCGGCCACCUGGGGUCCUUCAUGAGCACCAUUGCGGCCGCGUCUCGUCUGACGAAGAUCAACAAAGAGACCAGACAGAAGGCCAUUGACGAGACCUUCGGCGCGUUCCGGCACUUCAGUAUGACGAAGGACGAGGAGGCCAAAUACCAGGCCAUUCGCAAGCUGAGGGACGUCAAGCACCUGGUGAGAUGGGGGUGCAGCGUCAUCGGCAAAGCUGUGGCACGUGACAUUCGUUGGUCUGGGGUGUGUGUGUGUGUGUGUGCAGGGCAAGAUCCGGACGGCCUAUGUGGAGGCGUCCGAUCUGGUGCCGAGUGUGGUCGAGCUGCUGGAGAGGUCUGCAGAGACGCUCAAGGAGCUGCAUGUUGCAGAUGACAACUUACGGGGUGAGCACCCCUUAGCGCAGCGGCGACCCCCAGGGGAUCCCUUCCCAUUUCCCAAGCUGACCGACAUACAAAUGAAGUCACCCAAGUGGCUUGGCCACAUCAGCAGGUCAGCACACAGAGGGGAGAAGGAGAUGGGUUUUUGCACCCGCCUGUCAUAUCGUUCUGUUCGUCUGGUUGUCUGCAGCGUUCGUCGCUGGUGUCUGCCUGCCCUCAAGAGUCUUCGAGUCGGCCGUCUUUCCCAGUAUAAUGGGUCAUCCGAGUCCCUCACGCGCCUCAUCAAGGCAUCGCCCAACAUCGAGCGGCUCGAGUCCGAGAUGAUGGGUUUCGACGACACCCAGUGGGCCGACUUCACCGCUGCCCUCGGCCGCUGCCCCCACAUUAAGGCCAUCAUCGGACUGCACAUCGAGAUGGAUCAGCUCGGCCGUCUCAACCAGCUCAAGCAGGCCCUCAACCAACACUGGGCCAAAACAGAGAGGAGAGGUGACUUGACACAUGUUGCUUGGGCACCGUGACCAAAUCAUUUCAAUGACUGUCCUCCGUCAUUGUCGGAUGGUGCAGAUGUGCCGAAGAGCUUGGGGUUCGUCGUGUUUGACCCGAACAUCGGUGCGGAUUGCAGACAGCGCGCGGCCGGCUUGGAGGGCAUCAGCAAGUGGGCAGCAGAGGUGAGCUGUCGGCUGGAGUGGCGGCUAUGGAGGUGGCUGGACCCGAGUGGCGGGGUGAUCACGCGCCUGAGGGUGGACUGCAGCAGCGAUGCUGGGACCGCUCACCCUGCACCUGGCGGCCUCUACGGCGAGAUAGUAAAACAGCUGGCGGCUGAGGCGACGCAGGUGAGUGAGGCGGACCGUUUGAAAAAGACAAGACAAGGCUCUCUACGUGUGUCUGCCUGUAUGUGAAGGUCUGGUUGCGACUCGGUGGCACACCAAUCCACCCGUCAUGGCGUGACAAGCUCGUCUUCACCAACGCGACAUCCCUCUGGCUCCAUACCAGGGGAGGCCCGAGUACCUCCGAUGUGGUGGAUAGCAUCCCCGCAUGGCUGGCUGAGAGGGAUGGAGCGGGCCAGACGGCGAUGAGCCGAUCCUUCCCAGCUGUCGAGUUGCUAGAUGUGAGUGUUGCCGACCUCUCCUUCUCUGACCUGCCCUCUCCCACGUCUAAGCUGAGCCGUCUUGUCGGGGGGCUGGCGGGGCUCGAGAGAGUCUUUUUCCGCGAUUUGUCUAGCGCCUCAAUGGCCUGUGAGCUGCUAUCAUAUCUCUCUGUGCCACGCCUAAGUGAGGUUGAGAUCGCUGCGCCCUUGUCUCGUGAGUGGCCAGCCAGCGUGCCGGCGGAGUGGAGCUUUCGCUCACCCCGUAUAGAGCGCCUGGCGAGUGCACCUCCCGAGUUCGUCAUAGACCAGUGGCAUAACAAGGAAGAUGCACAGCUGUUCCUGCAGUUGGUGGCGACACUGCGCCCAGCGCGUGUCGACUUCACUGCAACACUGGAUCGGGAUGACUUGGAGGGAGAGGGGGAGGGUGAGCAGGGAGACAAUGCAUCUGGGCUCCAUGCAGCCCGUUCAUUCGCGU